CCCCCCACACUCCACUCUGACGGUCGGACCUCGUCACCCAUGCCUCCCCUCCCCGCCGCGGCAAUGGCCACCGCGACGCUGCCCCUCCGCCUCCUCCCCUCCAAGACCCUGACCCUCUCAUCCAUCCCCUCCGCGCGCCGCUCCCUCUCCGUCGCCGCCGUCGCGCACCGGCGCUGGCAAGUCCGAGCCGCCGCCGAGGAGGCGCCCGAGGCCGUGGAGGUUGAGUUCGUUGAGCCCGAGGCGGAGGCUGAGGAGGAGGAACCGGCGGUGCCGGAGCCCGUCGAGGCGCAGCUCGCCGCCGCCGGGGCCGAGAAGGACGCCGACAUCUUCGCUGUUGUCAUGAUCGGUUCAAGGCAAUACAUUGUGAUGCCGGGCCGGUAUAUAUACACACAGAGAUUGAAAGGUGCCAAUGUCAAUGAUCAGAUCAUAUUAAACAAGGUGCUACUAGUGUCAACUAGGGACAAAGCGUACAUUGGAAUGCCAGUGGUGACCAAUGCUGCUGUUCACGCAGUGGUCGAAGAACAGGGACGGGAUGAUAAAGUUAUAGUCUUCAAGUACAAGAAGAAGAAGAAGUACCAGAGGAAACUUGGUCACAGACAGCCAAACACCAGGUUAAGAAUCACGGGCAUAAGCGGAUAUGAAGAGUACCCUGCUGACCCAAUACUUGACCCUGCUGCAGCUUAAGCUAAAUUGUAAGUUAUGUAGUUACAAACAGCUGGUAGUACAGUAGCAUGCAAAUUUUCUUUUUUGUGUCUGCAAGGAACAUUUUUCAGCAAAAAUUUGCUUUGUUUGCGUGUUCCGAAUUCUGCCAGUCAACCAGUGGUUCGGUCCCCUGUUUAUUCCAUCAGCUCCCCUGUUCAAUUCGAAAUUGUGUAUGCUAGCCAGUUGUAUUACUGUUACACGAUCCCUCCGAAAGAAGAGAAUUUCUUUUUCUUA
Molecule: messenger RNA, 936 nt
Organism: Panicum hallii
Lineage: Eukaryota; Viridiplantae; Streptophyta; Magnoliopsida; Poales; Poaceae
Product: 50S ribosomal protein L21, chloroplastic
Exons: 5
Coding region: 40-684 (214 amino acids)
Biological process (GO): translation
Cellular component (GO): ribosome
Molecular function (GO): structural constituent of ribosome; RNA binding
Source: RefSeq, a predicted model, not a curated record